AGUGUAUUCCUUAUGGAAGAAAGCUGUCUGUCAGAGUGGACACAGUUGGGAGGGUGAGGAGAGGCUGCGAACACUCACUACUUUUUAACUGGCGCACGCGCGCGCACACAAACGCAAAGCUGUGAAUGAGUAGAGGCAAAGCUUUCAGCCAAUCGCGUACCAGGAAGGACCACACCUGCUUCGUACUAUUGGUUAACCAUGGAAAACCCGGUGAAUUCGUCAUACAGAUGAGCGCUGGUGGGGGAUCCUCAGAGGGUUGUCAUAUAUGCACGGCACACGGCCACUUUCCGCCAGUCUAAAUAAACAUUCACAGUCGACACAAGCCAAAUUAACAAGUGAUUUUAUUAUCGGCUUGCCGGUACGUGUGCUUUUCCUUGGCAACAUUUUUGUGACAAGAGUUUUCCAAGUUGUGCAAGUAUGGUUGCUGUUUCGGAAAGUGUUGGACUUGAUACGAAAGUGAGGAUGUCUCUUCGAAGAUCUAACUCAUCCAAAGGAUUGUCAAACAAUUUGGAGCAAGAGUCUGUUGUGCCAUCGGUACACUUGUCUGAGGACGACAUGUGCCGCGUUCUCGAUCGCGACCAAAGAACAGUGUUUGCACCUUUCAGUGAGGUCUGCCGGCGUCCCGGCGUGCGCGUCACAUGCGACGGAAAGACGUCGUCUCCGUCCCGACACGUGAAUCAGCAUCCGGCUGAAUCCGCGGUCACAUCUCAUUCCUUAUCACCAUCUGUCGCGUCAAACUCGUCAUUCACACAACAAUCCACAACGACAGACCGGAAAAAUGUCAGUGCCGUUUCCAAAGUUACGCCAAAUUCAUGUCGAACCACAUCUCACCAACAGUACCCAGCAGCAUCCAGUUUCCAUCAACGUUCAAGUUCCUUUGCUUCAAAACUAGUCGAAGUGCUGACAUUGAGCGCCUGUGUACUGAGCCUAGUCAACCUGCCCAACACAACCACAGCCGCACCGAUGGGAUCCCGUUCGCCGCGACGUCUGGACGACGAACCGCCCUUCUGGACGAACCCCUGCCAGGUCGGACCCUACUACCCCGACCAGGUCGGCGACUCUGUCGAUGUGUCCUACUACUCGAUGCCGUCCGAGAUCAGCAACAAGGAGCUCAUCAACAUCAUCACCGUCUCAGCUCAGGUCGCCAUCAAUGACUACUCGACGUUCAUCGAUCCCUACGUGUCAGAGACAUUCCAGAAGCCUCUAGCUCAACUUCUCAAGGAGUUCGAUGCGAAUAAAGGUUACACUUGGUUACCUACAGUUCCAAAACAGCUCAACCAAACUCUACCAAAGGAGUUCAAGACAAAGUUGGAGUUGGAAACGGCCCUACUCGACUCGUACGAGUACCUGCAGCGUGUGGCUGUUGGCAUGGAGGCAGUGGCCAGGGACCACGAUUUCUUGGGCACUAAAUUCCAAGACCACUUCAAGCGUAGUCUCGAUGAAUUGAGAACGGUUCUUUGCGAAGUGAACUCGGUGAUCGGCAAUUUUAAAAUCAAGAUGCGACCAGACAUUGAGCGCUCAAUCAUGCCGGACGAUGUCCGCCACCUGCCCUCGGACACAGACCGUCACAUCCGGGACUGGCUCAUCUUCCGGGACUACAUGAACGUGAUGGAGUUCGUGCUCGAGGUGUUCACUCACCUCACCGAUCAGAUGUCAACCAGCUCCUGAGUGCUGCGAGUGCUCCGGUUGUCUCGCUGGUCGGCGCGCAACUGGUUCAGAAAAACGAAUCAACUCAAUCACAAUAAUUAUUGAUGCUGCUAAUCAAACAAAUCAACUUAUUCAAAAUUGAUGCUGCCAAUCAAACGUUAACUGCUCGAUACCCAGUUUAAACUGUUUCAAAAACACAAAUCAACUUAUUCAAAAUUGAUGCUGCUAAUCGAACAUUGACUGCUCGAUCCCCAGUUCACUUUCACGAAUUAUUAUGAAAUCGAUUAUGUAAAAUUUAAAGAUGCAGAGCAUCUCAUAAUUUCUUUAUUUUAUUGAUUGUUCAUUGAAAAACGGCAGAAAAUUAUUGUUAAAUCGAUUAUGUAAUUUAAAGAUGCAGAGCAUCACAUUUCUUUGUCCUAUCAAUUAUUUAUUUGAACACUGCAGAAAAUCUGUAAGAAUGGUUUAUGCUUUCCCUAUUAUAAUAUAAAAAAUAGGCGAGGGUUUUUCAGCAGGAUUGUGAAACAGUACUUGUUCUUACAUUAACAAUAUGAAUACCCUUUAUAAAUUUAUAUUUAACUUUGAAUUUUUUACGUAUUUGACCAGAGAACAUUGAUAGGAACAUGGGAUUUCAAAGAAAUCAAUUAUUAUUGUUUUACUCUUCAUGUCUUACAACUCUUGAUGUAUUUGAAGAAAUGGUUUCUUCAGUACCCUAUGUAUUUGGGAUUGGUAUCCUUAGUACCUAUGUAUUUCAUGUCAGUUCAAAACUGUAAAUAUUGUAUUGUAUAGCUGUAGUCCUGAAAUAAUUUGAAAACAGUAGUAUAUGAAGUCAAAAUUAGCUAUAUUUUGUCUGUGAAUUCAUGGUUUUAAUUGUGUGCAUUAUUGAAUAUUCAUAAAUACUUAUAGAUCAAGUUUUAAGUCGAGCAAGUUUAUAGAAAUUUGAAAAUUAGAAUCAGUAUUGCUAACCAAUUGGAAAUGUCUCAAUGAGUGUUUAGAAUAAUUAGAUUCAAUAGAGGAUAGUGUGAUGUUGAUAUUCAUUUUUAUAGAUUAUUUGGAAAGAACAAUAUUUGAAAAUUUGUACAAAAAAUUAUUGAAUCUCGAGUAUGAAAAAUAAAUUGAUUUUCAGUUAUUCUAGGAUUCUAUGAGACUUCCACUAAUUUGUUAAUUAUUCUCCUGUUUGACACCUUUUCAAUUCCACAAAGCCAUCGUCUAGUUUUAUAUUUUUAUUUUAUUGUGAUUUUAUCAAGAGAAGCUUGUAUUUUACAUAAAUGGACAUAUUCCCUAAUGCUAUCAAAAUUUCAAGUGUGGUACUUAGAAAAGCAUAUAGAGUGGUUGAAUAGAGAACUUAGUAUAAGCUUAACAUAAAUUUAUUUAUUCAAUGUAUUUAUCUACUGUAGGAUUGUAUCGGAAAUUACCUAUUGACUAGUGCAAUAAUGCAAGUCGUACUAUUUAUUAUGUAAGUCAUUCUUGAAAUAUAUUGUUUCCUAUACUUUAAACAUAAAUUAUUGAAUUAGACUGAAAUGUUAAUCUUUAUUAUCAUCAUCAUCAUCUGAUAUAGGAAUAAGUUAAAUAUUGUUGCUAUUACAGUCCAAUCGUCAUAUUCAAAGUAUAAAUUAUAUUGUUGGCCAUAAUUACUUGUGAAUGUUUUUAUAAUGUAUUCAUCUAUAAAUACUCAUAAUCUCGUUCGAAAAUGUAUUAGAAUUUGAAAGUUUACUUGAACUAUUCUGACACGCUCACUGGAUAACUAUUAACUCUAUUCUCUUAAGAAAACUGUGGAAGUGAGAGGGAUGUAUAUUUCAUGAAAAAUAAGAUAGUGACCUAAUGUAAUGCUUCAUCUAAUGUAAAUAGCAUAUUUCUCCUAAUUUUGUCUUCAUUAAAUGGUGUUUAAUCAUCUCUUUCUUUAUAAUUAUUGUUAUUAUUUAUUUAUUAUAUUUAACUAUUCAUAUUGUUGUUAUUAUUUAUUGUGACUGUGAUAUUAUCGUAAGUGUAUGUGCACUAUUUAUUCAAACAUUAUCAAUAAAACGUAGAUUUCAAUCUUA
Nilaparvata lugens (brown planthopper) is the source of this 3683-nucleotide messenger RNA. RefSeq lists its product as uncharacterized. The coding region runs from base 418 to 1668 and encodes 416 amino acids. The record is from RefSeq and is a predicted model, not a curated record. Lineage: Eukaryota; Metazoa; Arthropoda; Insecta; Hemiptera; Delphacidae. The transcript has 5 exons.